This is a messenger RNA of Cutaneotrichosporon cavernicola, 1431 nucleotides long. RefSeq lists its product as uncharacterized. The record is from RefSeq and is a predicted model, not a curated record. The coding region runs from base 1 to 1431 and encodes 476 amino acids. Gene Ontology annotation, molecular function: protein binding; protein-lysine N-methyltransferase activity. Gene Ontology annotation, biological process: peptidyl-lysine monomethylation. NCBI's taxonomy places the organism in Eukaryota, Fungi, Basidiomycota, Tremellomycetes, Trichosporonales, Trichosporonaceae. The transcript is spliced from 3 exons. Gene Ontology annotation, cellular component: nucleus.
AUGAACUACGACCACCUCCUAUCCUCCAUGGCGGCGUCUGGUGCCUGGUGCUCAGACGGGUUUACGCUGCAGCAGGUUGAGGGGAUGGGCGCUGGUGCGAUCGCCCGCCGUCCGAUUCCCGCAGGAACGCCGCUCUUUCAUCUCCCCCUGUCGUACCUCCUCACACCGUGGACCAGUGCCGUCGGUCCGGCCCUCGCUGCCGACGGGGGCGCGCAGGAAUGGGAGCAACUCGCCGAGAAAGGGUGGGCACAACUCAUGCUGGCUAUGAUGUACGAGAGCAGCCUCGAGCAGUCCAAAUGGGCGGGAUACCUCGCGACGAUGCCGAGUGAAUUUGGGGCGCCGAUGUGGUGGUCCGACGACGAGUUGGUAGGAUUGAAGGGGACGGAUAUUGAGGACCGUAUCGGGAAAGCGUCCGCGAAUGACCUCUACACUUCAACCUUGGAGCCGCUCAUGACGGCCCAUCCUGCCCUUUUCCCCCCGGGAUCGGAGCACUUUAGCCUGCGCGCUUUUCACGUACAGGGCUCACGUAUCCUCUCGCGCAGCUUUACAGUACCCCGCACGCGUGCUGGUGGUCCCCCGCCCGGUGUAGAUGAGGACGGGGACGAGGAGGAGGAGGAAGAGGUGGCCGUCAUGGUGCCUAUGGCUGACAUGUUGAAUGCGGCUUAUGAGAUGGACAAUGCGCGCCUCUUCGCGGACGGCGGGGACGACGACGAGGCUGAGGCUGAGGGCGUUGAACGCGCUGAGUUUGGAGAGGGGUAUACGAUGAUUACGACCAAGGACAUUGCCGAGGGCGAGCAGAUUUACAACACGUACGCUUCGCCUCCCAAUUCCGAGCUGCUGCGCAAGUACGGGCACGUUGAUGACUUGCCCCUUUCCCCUCCCAUCCUCGCCCUCCUCACACCCGAGGAGAUAGGGAACCAUCCUCGCGGAAAUGCGGGCGACGACGUCGAGGUCCCCGGCGACCUUGUCGUCGCUGCUGCUGGUGCCUCCAAUCUUGAAGAGAGGGUAGAGUGGUGGCUCGAGGAGGGGCAGGAGGACGCUUUUGCCCUGUCGUAUCCUGAGGACGACGAGGUUCUUCCGCCCGCACUUGUCGCGUUCGCGCGUCUCCUUUCCUCUGAUGCUGAGUGGGCGCGCGCCAAGGGGAAGGGCAAGCUCCCGCGCCCGACAUUGGACGCCUCGAGUGCCAAGAUUAUCGGCAAGGCCAUUGCGGUCCGGAGGGCGAAGCACGCUACGACCCUGCAAGAGGAUCUGGAAAUUAUCGCUGGGCCAGCUGGACGCGCUCGCGAUGCCGCCGUGGUGCGCCUCGGCGAGAAACGCGUACUGGGCGUGGUUGGGAGGCUAGUGGCGACCGAGGAGGAGAGGUUGCGGAAGGAGGAGGGCGGGAAGCGAAAGGCCGAUGACGCUGGCCGGCCGAGCAAGCGGCGCAGAUAG